AUGCAGGGCUUCAAUAUGGGACGGUACGUCCCCCCAGACCAAGAAGGUCUAAAGAGCGGCAACCAACUCGCCAAAAAACACCCCCUCGGUUCGCGCGCCCGCCACCUCCACACGACCGGUGCCCUGACCGUACGCUUCGAGAUGCCCUUCGCCGUCUGGUGCACGACCUGUAAACCCCACGAGACGAUCAUCGGCCAAGGGGUGCGCUUUAAUGCCGAGAAGAAGAAGAUUGGGAAUUACCACUCUACACCGAUUUAUAGUUUCCGGAUGAGACACCCCGCGUGCGGGGGGUGGAUUGAGAUUCGCACGGAUCCGAAGAAUACAGCGUAUGUGGUUGCGGAGGGGGGCAGGAAGAGAGAUACUGGGGAGGAUAAGAGGGAGGGUGGGGUUGGGGAGAUUGUGGUGAAGUUGCCUGGGGAGAAGGAGGAGGUUGUUGAUCCGUUUGCGCGGUUGGAGGGCAAGGUCGAGGAUAAGAAGGUGGUUGAUGAGGGGCGGACGAGGAUUUUGGAGUUGCAAGAGCGCCAGGCGAGGGACUGGAUUGAUCCGUAUGAGAUGUCGAGGCGGUUGAGGAAGACGUUUCGGGCGGAGAGGAAGGUCUUGGAAAGUGCCGAGGCCAACAGGGAGGCGUUGAAGGAUAAGAUGAGCUUGGGGAUUGAGAUUGUUGACGAGACAGAGGAAGAUCGUUUGCGGGCUGGUUUGGUCGACUUCGCUCCUGGAGGUGAUACUACUGCUGUGCGCACCCGGCCGAUGUUCGAGUCUAGGAGUGUUUCAACGAAGAAGCCUACUGGUGCAUCAACUGGAAAAACCAAGGACGGGAAGCGGAAGAAAGCGGCGGAUGUCGUCGAAGAACGCAAAGCGAUGUUUCGCAGCGAGUUAACUGGGAAUACCCGCGCCAUCGUUGAUCCUUUCCUUAGCCAUGAGGGAAGCCUGUGGCAGCCGGAUGUUAAACGGCGUAAAACUGCACCGAACAAGGCGGACACAAACAAGACACACAACCAGAAUACAAGCAGUACGGCCAGUGAGGAUCAAGCAUCUUCCGCAUCGAAAGAUUGUUCAAUCGAAGUGAGUGAGACCGCCAGCAAGACACCAGAACCGCCCACUGCUUUGGUGGCUUAUGCUUCGGAUUCAGAGUAG
Molecule: messenger RNA, 1134 nt
Organism: Aspergillus nomiae NRRL 13137
Lineage: Eukaryota; Fungi; Ascomycota; Eurotiomycetes; Eurotiales; Aspergillaceae
Product: Saf4/Yju2 family protein
Exons: 2
Coding region: 1-1134 (377 amino acids)
Biological process (GO): mRNA splicing, via spliceosome
Cellular component (GO): post-mRNA release spliceosomal complex; U2-type spliceosomal complex
Source: RefSeq, a predicted model, not a curated record